Molecule: messenger RNA, 1038 nt
Organism: Melampsora larici-populina 98AG31
Lineage: Eukaryota; Fungi; Basidiomycota; Pucciniomycetes; Pucciniales; Melampsoraceae
Exons: 7
Coding region: 1-1038 (345 amino acids)
Biological process (GO): tRNA wobble position uridine thiolation
Cellular component (GO): mitochondrion
Molecular function (GO): sulfurtransferase activity
Source: RefSeq, a predicted model, not a curated record
AUGAAGAAGCUGAACCUUUUACCAACCCAAACGAUUUCAAUAGCCAUGUCAGGAGGAGUCGAUUCAUCAGUUGUAGCCAGUUUGUUAAUCAGAUCAGGUUAUCAUCAUCGAUUAAGAGCUAUCUUUGUUAAGAAUUGGAUGGAUGAUUCUGAUGUAAAAGUCAAAGAUCAGGGUAUUAGAUGUCAGUGGAAAAGAGAUUGGGAUGAUGUUCAAUCGGUUUGUGAUCAUUUAAAAUUACCUUGUCAACUUAUCGAUUUAUCUAAGGCUUAUUGGAAUCAAGUUUGGGAACCGUGUUUGAAGAUAUGGGAAUCGGGUGGUACUCCUAAUCCAGAUGUGAUGUGCAAUCGACAAAUCAAGUUUGGAAUCCUAGCCGAGCACUUAUUAAAAUCAGAUCCCCAAACAAUCUUAGCCACGGGACAUUAUGCUCGAUUGAAACAUACUCAAGAAGGUACAACAGAAUUACAUCAAGCCUUUUCAGAAACAUCAAAAGAUCAAUCAUAUUAUUUAUCUACGAUUCCUUCUAAGAUCUUAAAAAGAUGUUUGUUUCCAUUAGGUGAGAAUGGAUUUAAUAAAGAAUUGGUCAGGAAGAUUGCUAAAGAAGUUAGGUUACCUAAUGCUUUGAAAAAUGAAAGUAUGGGGAUUUGUUUGGUUGAACCUAGGAUAAAAAGGUUUGAAGAAUUUUUAGGUACACAGAUUGAGGGUAGAAAAGGUGAGAUUGUUUUGUUUGAUGAUCAAAAGACUGUCGUAGGAGAACAUCGAGGGAUUUGGAAUUACACUAUUGGACAAAGGUGUCGGAUCAACAAACCUAAUGCUUUUCCACAAAAGCUGUAUGUUGCAAAGAAAGACUUGAAACUCAAUCGGGUCUUCGUAGUACCUCACCAUGAUCAUCCAGCAUUAUAUACAAGGAAGAUCUUCACCUAUGAUUUUCAAUGGAUCAAUCCUCCUUCUUUAUCUCAAACGUCUUUAGAACUAUCUGCAAGAGUAAGAACUGGAACCUUAGAACCUAUUCCAUGUGAAGUGAACUUUUCAAACCCGUAA